This is a messenger RNA of Haemonchus placei, 933 nucleotides long. Lineage: Eukaryota; Metazoa; Nematoda; Chromadorea; Rhabditida; Trichostrongylidae. The record is from the annotation of a GenBank genome assembly.
AUGACAGAAACCGAAAUCCUGACCGCAUUGGCAGACGAUCGCCUGGACAUCCAAUGCAAAGAAGAAGAACCAUUGAUAAACAAUUGGAUAGCGAAAAAUCCAAAAAAUAACGAACGAAUGAUGCGGUUGAAGUCUGAAAAUCUCAAGCGGCGUGGAACGGAUGGACGAGUAGCGGCAGUCGUACGGGAUCGGGUACCACGAGAAGUUAUUGUUGCCAUAGGUGGUUGGAGUACAGGUGGCCCGUCAGACAUUGUGGAAGUUUUCAACCCCAGAGCCCAGUCAUGGGUGACUCCGGAUGCUUCGGUCAGAGAGAUUCCACGAGCCUAUCAUGGAGCCGUGCUAUGUGCCGAAAAUCUGACAAUCUUUGGUGGAUUCAAUGGACGAGAAUACUUUCAACAUGCCAAGUCAUUUGAUCUCAAUAAAAAGAUAUGGGAGGAGAUAACGAAUAUGCACGACAGACGAUGUUACGUAGCUGCCACUCCAUUUGUCGAUCCAAUUGGGACUUACCAUGUCGUUGCCAUGGGCGGGCUGAACGGAUCGUCGGCAAUGCGUUCGGUACGGACUGGAGUAUCAGCAGUGACAUACGAGGCGAAUUCAGCUAUCGUCGUAGGAGGUUUCAAUGGGGUACGACGUUUGAAAAGUACCGAAUUCUAUGACCAACGUGUAGGCCUAUGGUACCCGCUUCCUGAUAUGGAGAUAACUCGAUCCAAUUUUGGAAUUGAAAUUAUGAACGGAUGUAUUUAUGUAGCUGGUGGAUUUGACGGAACCCGAACAACUAGCACUGUGGAGCGAUUCGACAUAAGAGCGUACAAAUGGGAGACACUGCCAGCGAUGAGCAUUCCAAAAUCUGCUCUACGACUGGUUCGCAUCGCCGAUCAUGAAAUCAUUCGAAAUUUAAUCAACUUCCAUCCAAUUCAACUCGACUUCACCUAG